AGGAAGUCACCAUAACGCGUCCCAAUUAUAUCUUUAAUAACAGACAGACACUACAAGCGUAUAAUUUUAUAUAAGCGUGUAGAUACAUGUUUAUACGUCAGUUUGCACAUCUUUAUUUAUUCUGCAAAGAAACAAAUCGUUGGAAUAUUGUUUUUGCAAAUUAGAUAUAAAAAUGUAUUUAAUUUUUUUAACAUUUUGUGUGGUUUCUGUGGUGUCGACAGAUCCGCUAAAUUUUGAAAGGAGUAAAGCUACUUUAAAACCGUUAUCAGCAUGCUGUGACAUCCCAGAGUUAGGACACACUAAGCCUUUAAAUGAAUGUUCCAAUCCCAAGUUACCUGGACCAUGCGAUGACGUGCAAUGCGUGUUCGAAAAAUCUGGUUUUUUAAAGGAUCAACAAACAUUAAACAACGAAGCGUACAAGAGCCACCUUAGGUCGUGGGCUGAAACGCAUAAAGGCUGGUCUAAUUCUAUCGAAAGGGCUAUAGAAGACUGCGUUGAGAAAGACGUUAGGCAAUAUCUGGACAAGCCUUGUAAAGCUUAUGAUGUUUUCACCUGCACAGGAAUUGCUAUGUUAAAGAAAUGCCCUGAUGAAGCAUGGAAAUGUGCUUGAAUUAUUAAAAUUAAGGGAUUUUACAGAUCUAAAAAAAUAAUAAAGUAAAAUAAAUUGCGUAUUGUUUUAUUAUUCCACUA
Messenger RNA from Hyposmocoma kahamanoa, 690 nucleotides. RefSeq lists its product as uncharacterized. Bases 173 to 610 code for a protein of 145 amino acids. The transcript is spliced from 4 exons. Gene Ontology annotation, molecular function: odorant binding. NCBI's taxonomy places the organism in Eukaryota, Metazoa, Arthropoda, Insecta, Lepidoptera, Cosmopterigidae. The record is from RefSeq and is a predicted model, not a curated record.